This is a messenger RNA of Zeugodacus cucurbitae (melon fly), 748 nucleotides long. Its product is annotated as thialysine N-epsilon-acetyltransferase. NCBI's taxonomy places the organism in Eukaryota, Metazoa, Arthropoda, Insecta, Diptera, Tephritidae. Bases 132 to 653 code for a protein of 173 amino acids. Gene Ontology annotation, molecular function: N-acetyltransferase activity. The record is from RefSeq and is a predicted model, not a curated record. The transcript is spliced from 4 exons.
GAUAAUAUGUCAAUCUAAAUAAAUAAUUCUGAUAAGAGUACCUUUAGAAAAUCUCGACGUGAUCAAUUAGCAAAAUUAAGCGAUAUUUUUAAAGCCAAACUAAUAACAUCAUUAUUUAAUAAGAAAAAGCGAUGGCAACUAAGCCAAUAUUCACAUUUAGACGUGCGGAAAUUAAUGAUAUCCCCGCUGUACGUGAAAUGAUACAGGAAUUGGCUGAUUUCGAAAAUAUGAGCGAUGGUCCGAAGCUGACAGAGAAAGAUUUAAUACGCGAUGCUGGACUUGACGGUGGCCAAGAGCUUUGUCAUAUAUUUGUGCUUGAACUCCAAAGUGAAGAACAGCCCACGGCCGUCACUAUAGGCUAUAGUGUUUGCUUCUACUCCUACUCAACAUGGCAAGGGAAAUCAUAUUUUCUCGAAGAUAUUUAUGUACGGCCCGCAUAUCGUAGGUUGGGCGCGGGCACCUAUUUGUUCCGUUCUGUUGCGGCAAAAGCGAAGGAAUACGGUUGUCUACGUUUGGAUUUCCAUGUGCUUGGCUGGAAUCCAGCGCGUAAAUUCUAUAACCGAAUGGGUGCAGUGGAUAUGACGGAGAGUGAGGAGUGGCUUUACUAUCGAUUGAAUGCUGAACAAAUUGAGAAAUUGGCAAAUGAAUUAUAGUGAUUUUACAAUUAAUGCGAGUUUUUAUAGAAAAAGUAAAUAAUAAGUUUUGUACAGACCACUUAAUGAAAUACAUUAAAAAUUACGCAAAAUCA